Molecule: messenger RNA, 3024 nt
Organism: Dictyostelium discoideum AX4
Lineage: Eukaryota; Evosea; Eumycetozoa; Dictyosteliales; Dictyosteliaceae
Gene: mocos
Product: molybdenum cofactor sulfurase
Exons: 1
Coding region: 1-3024 (1007 amino acids)
Biological process (GO): Mo-molybdopterin cofactor biosynthetic process
Molecular function (GO): pyridoxal phosphate binding; catalytic activity; lyase activity
Source: RefSeq, a predicted model, not a curated record
AUGUUAAUAUUUAUAAUAUCAAUAAUAAUUACUAUUGCCUCAAUAAUAUUUUUAUUUGAAACUGUAUUUAAUAAAAAUAGUAAUACUAUAAAUAAUAAUAAUAAUAGUAAUAAUAAUAAUAAUAAUAAUAAUAAUAAUAAUAAUAAUAAUAAUAAUAAUAAAAAUAAUAUAAAAGAAAACAACAUAGACAAAAAUAAAGAAAUUAAAAUAAAAGAAAAAUUAAUUUUAAAUAAUAAUGACCCAAAAGAGAACGAUUUAAAAUAUAAAGAAGAAUUUAAUAAUUUUUUAAAUAAAUUUUCAAAAAAUCAAGAAUAUGGUUAUAAAGAUAAUUUAAUUGAUAAUGAAUUAAGAAAUCAUUAUAAUAAUAAUAAUAAUAAUAAUAAUAAUAAUAAUAAUAAUAAUAAAGAUGAUCAAUUUCCAAAAUUAAAAGACAUAGUUUAUUUAGAUCAUGCAGCGAGUACAUUAGCAUCAAUGAAUCAAAUUGAAGAGAUAUCAAAAGAGUUAAAGAAUUCAAUGUUUUGUAAUCCACAUAGUGUUAAUCCAAUUGGACUAAAAACCAAAGAAGAGGUUGAUUCAAUUAGAGAGAACAUAUUAAACUAUUUCAAUGCACCCUAUAGACAAUAUAGUGUAAUAUUUACAAGUGGUUGUACUGAUAGUUUAAAAAAAGUUGGUGAAUAUUUUGCAUGGACUAAAAAUAGUAAAUUCUAUUAUUCAUUAGAAUCUCAUAAUUCAUUAUUGGGUAUAAGAGAAUAUGCAUGUGAAUCAAUUGGUGGAAGUUCAACCACCUCAUUUCAACCAAUACCCUCAUUAUAUUUUAAAUGUAAUAAUAAUCAAUUUAACGAUAUUUUAGAGAUUAUUGGUAAUAAUGAUGAUAAUAAUAAUGAAUCAUAUAGUUUAUUUGGAUAUCCAGGACAAUGUAAUUAUUCAGGUACGAAAUAUCCAUUAGAAUUAAUAAAUAGAAUUCAAAAGAAGUAUCCAAAAUGUAAGGUGUUACUUGAUGCAGCGAGUUUAGUAUCAACAUCAUCAUUUGAUUUAACAAAGUAUCCAGUUGAUUUUAUGACAAUUUCAUUCUAUAAAAUGUUUGGUUAUCCAACUGGUAUUGGCGCAUUAAUUGUAAAGAAUGAUAGUGGUGAGAAAUGUUUAAUCAAUAAAAAGUAUUUUAGUGGUGGUACAGUUAAUGUUUCAAUGGCACAGGAAAGAUUUCAUGUUGAUAGACCCUCAUUAAGUGAAAGAUUAGAAGAUGGUACUAUUAAUUUCAUGAAUAUAAUUUCAUUAAAACAUGGUUUCAAUAUUAUAAAUAAUCAAUUAGGUGGUAUUGAUAAUGUUAAAUUACACACAUUUUCAUUGACUCAAUAUUGUAAAGAGGAAAUGUUGAAAUUGUAUCAUAGUGAUAAUUCAAAACAACAACAACUUUGUAUAAUCUAUUCAGAUAAUCAUUUUAAAGAUUCAAGUAAACAAGGUUCAAUUAUUAAUUUCAAUAUAUUUAGAUCAAAUGGUGAAUUAUUUGGAUAUAAUCAAGUUGAAAAGUUAGCAUCAUUAUCAUCGAUUUAUUUAAGAACUGGUUGUUUUUGUAAUCCUGGUGCAUGUCAUGGUUAUUUAAAUCUAUCAAAAAAAGAUAUUGAACAACAUUUAAAAGAUGGUCAUGUUUGUUGGGAUUCAAAAGAUAUAUUAAAUGGUAAACCAACUGGUUCAGUUAGAAUCUCAUUUGGUUAUAUGAAUAAUUUUAAUGAUGUUUAUAAAUUCAUUAAUUUCUUAAAAUCAAAUUUUAUAAAUGAUCAUAAAUUUGAAAAAGAAGUUAUAAAAUCAAAUAAAAAAAUUAAUAAUAAUCUUUGUGAUAUUAGUGAUAAUAUUAGUUGUAGUGGAAGUUGUGGUGGAAGUUGUGGUAGUAGUGGAAGUGGUAUUGAGGAUUACCAAGUUCAAUAUAGUAAUAAUAUAAAAGAAGAAAAAGAAGAAGAAGAAAAAGAAGAAAUUGAAAAUUUAAAAAAUGAAAAAGAUAAUGAUGAAGUUUUAUUAUCAGAAAUUUAUAUUUAUCCAGUUAAAUCAUGUUCAGGACAUAAAGUUGUAAAUGAUAAAUGGGAAUUAGUACCAUCAGGAUUAAAAUAUGAUAGAGAGUGGACAAUUAUUGAUCAAAGUGGAAAUUAUAUAAAUCAAAAAAAGUUACCAAUUUUAGCAUUAAUUCAAACUGAAAUCGAUUUAAUUAAUGAUAAAUUAAUUUUAACAGCACCAGAGAUGAAAGUUUUAUCAAUACCAUUAUCUUAUUAUCCAAUAUCUGCUUUUGAUCAAAUUCAAGUUUGUGGUGAUAAAGUUGAUGGUUUAUUAUAUGGAGAUAAAGAUUUCUCAAAUACUAGUGGUAGUAGUGCUGGUAGUGGUGGUGGUGGUGGAGGUAAUAUUGAUAAUAUUAGUGAAUGGUUAUAUCAAUUUAUAGGUAAAAGAUGUUAUUUAGUUAGAAAAUCACCAGAAUCACAUAGAAAAUCAAAAGUUGACUCAUCAAAUGAAAUUUCAUUUGCAAAUGAAUCACCAUAUCUUUUAAUUAAUGAAGAGAGUGUAUCAGAUUUAAAAAAGAGAAUUAUAAAGGAUAACCCUGAUAGCGUACCUUCUGAUUGGAAUUGGAUAAGUAAACAUAGUUUUAGAGCAAACUUUAUCAUCACUGGUGGUAAGGCUUAUCAAGAAGAUCUAUGGUCACAAUUUCAAUUAAUUAGUAAACAACAAAAUGAUACCACUCAAUCAUCAUCGUCACCGUUAGUAUUUAAUUCAGUUGGUGAUUGCAAUAGAUGUAAAAUGAUAUGUAUUAAUCAAAAGAUGGGUAUUGAAGAAAGAGAGCCAUUAUCAACUUUAGCAUCCUAUAGAAGAUCAGGUGGUAAAAUUAUAUUUGGCCAACAUUUAAAUUUUGCUGAUUCAAUCAAAAGAAAUAAUUCUCAUACAAAUGAUACAGCUUUAAGUAGUAAUGAAUCUUCAAUCUCAUCUUCAAAUCCAAUAUUUUUACAUGUUCCAAGUAAAUUAAAAGUUUUAUCAGAGAGAUAUUAA